Molecule: messenger RNA, 1284 nt
Organism: Labrus bergylta (ballan wrasse)
Lineage: Eukaryota; Metazoa; Chordata; Actinopteri; Labriformes; Labridae
Gene: rpl7l1
Product: ribosomal protein L7-like 1
Biological process (GO): maturation of LSU-rRNA from tricistronic rRNA transcript (SSU-rRNA, 5.8S rRNA, LSU-rRNA)
Cellular component (GO): cytosolic large ribosomal subunit
Molecular function (GO): structural constituent of ribosome; RNA binding
Source: RefSeq, a predicted model, not a curated record
CAGGAAGGAAAACAAAACGCGAGGAGCUGUGAGUGACGUCAUCUGAAAGCGACGGUGGAGUUCUCAGCUGUCGCCAUGGCUGAAGCUGAAUCAAAGAAAGUGAUCAAGUUGGUCCCUGAGUAUCUUCUGAAAAAGAGGAAAGCAUACCAGGCGAUCAAAGCCACGCAAGCCAAGCUCGCACUACUUGAAAAGAGAAAGAUCUCCAAAGGAAAACCAUUAAAGUUCAAGCGUUUGGAAGAUUUCUUGAAAGACAGUCACAAGCACCAUCGGGAUGAAACUCGAAUCAAGAGAGCGGAGCACAGGCCACGGGCCCCCCUUCCUCCUGCUAAGAACAGGCUUGCCUUUGCCAUCCGCAUCAGAGAGAUUAAAGGCGUCAGUCCCAAAGUGAUGAAAAUGGUCCAGAUGUUGAGGCUGAGGAAGAUCUUCAGCGGGGCCUUCGUCAAAAUUAACAAGACCUCUGUAGCCAUGAUGAAGAUACUGGAGCCGUAUGUGGCCUGGGGUUUUCCCAACUUGAAGUCAGUUCGUGAGCUCAUUCUGAAGAGAGGACAGACCAGAGUAGGCAGGAGGAGAGUUCCUCUCACAGACAACACGUUCAUCGAGCAGCACAUGGGUAAACAGGGCAUCAUCUGUUUAGAGGACCUGAUUCACGAGAUCUACUCUGUGGGUAAAGGCUUCCGGGUUGCCAACAACUUCCUGUUGCCCUUCAGGCUGUCUGUAGCUCGUCACGCUGCCAGGGAUAAGGCUGGGCUCCUGAAGGACUUGGGAAAUCCGGGCUUUCGUGGUGCUGACAUUAACUCAAUCAUCCGACAACUGAACUGAGAGGAAACAGAUCCAAGAUGGACAUUAAGCAGCAACCUCAGGCUGCUUUCUUUGGAUGAGCAAAUGGCAACAUUGGAGCACGUGUUUUUUCUGUCACUCGUGUUUGAGUUUUAUGUCAUUGAACGCCCCUGAACAUGGACUGAUUUGUGGUAGACGGUGAAAAUUUAACAAUACUUCACUAUCACGAAUUACUAUUGAAAUGUAAAAUAUUGCCCUUCAAUGAGUCCUUAGUUACCGUGUGUAAUAAUUCUCCAGGAUUAAUCAAUACUUCUUAUAUUUGCAAAGAAGGUGAUUUAAAGGGAUUUAUUGGCUGCAGGAGCCCUCAGACCACCAACGGCAAAAUGAAUCACUGCUUUCAGUAGCUUACAUUGAGUGUCCAGUGUGCAGAAUCUGUUCCUACACGGUUUCACUCAUUGAUUCACUGUCAAUAUACCUUUUUCAAUUAAACAAAACCCAACACAAAGA